Sciurus carolinensis (gray squirrel) is the source of this 4845-nucleotide messenger RNA. It is a transcript of the gene C1H1orf167, whose product is annotated as chromosome 1 C1orf167 homolog. The record is from RefSeq and is a predicted model, not a curated record. NCBI's taxonomy places the organism in Eukaryota, Metazoa, Chordata, Mammalia, Rodentia, Sciuridae.
AUGGAGCCGAGACAGGUCACCAGCCACAAGGAGAAUGUGCCCCCAGGGCCUGCGACCCCCUGGAGGCCAGAGCAGCAGAGAUUUCUGAGGAGCCCGGGAGUUGGCCUGGGCCGUGGACAUGGCCAGUCAGUGCCUACAUGCCAGGUCACAAGGGGAGGGCCGGCUGCCACACCUUCUCCAGGGACAGCACUGCCCCAGGAGCCCUGCCGAGUCCAGACCAACCUGGCCAGCCCUCAUCCCCGCCUGGGCCUGGCCCCGAAGGACACAACUGGCCGGCUGGUCACUUCAGGCUUCCAGCAACAGAGCAACUUGUGGUCCCCGGCUCGGAGGCCCCAGGGGAAGGCCCAGGAGUCUGCUAUGCAGCAGCAGAACCUGCAUCUGGGUGGGACCGCCAGCACCCCACUGCGGGAGAGCCACGGGCGCCCGGCUCCCCUGGAUGGACGCCCAUGGCGAGACCCCAGAGCCUGGUGUCACCUGAGGACCCGGACUGCCAGGCUUGUGGGGGAGCCCCUCACCCUGGAGGACUUGGCUGUCCCUGCCCAGAGCCAGGCUUGGGCCCCGCCCCACACUGCCACCCGCCUGCUGCUGGCCUCCCUGAAGCUCCUGGAGCAGGAGGCAGCUGGCCUCAGGUGCAGGAUGUCCCGGGAGCCCCCUGGCAGUGCGUGGUGGGGCCCUCACACCAGCAGCCGCCAGGCACUCCCUGCCCGUCCCCAGCCCAGCCAGCCUGCGCUUGCCUCCUGGGAUGAGAGGAGACACCCCCCAGGCCUCCUAGAGACUCGGGGGCUCCAGGCUGGCCUCUCAGAACCUGGAGCACAGGGCAAGCUGGAGUCCUUCCCAACCACUUUGGGGAUGUUUACUGCGAGUUUCCUUGACUCUGAGCAGGGGGUUCUUCUUGCCCAGCCCCCAGAGCCUAUGUACAGCAGGGAGGCCAGGGAGAUCCCCAGUCUCCCUCAAGGGACAGGCAGCAUGGAGGCCAGACUCGCUUCUGCAGCCUUCUUCAGCGCAGCUGGGGAUGUCCUACCUGGGCAGGAAGGAGGAAAACAGGCCCUGCGGGAGCAGGCCCACAGGAAGGAGGAGAGGACAGAGAGGAAGGCUUCCCAUUCACCAGAGCCCAGCCCCUCGAGGAGGCACACCCGGCAGGUGGAGGCUGGAGGAGGCUGGAGCAAGGCCCAGAAGGCGGUGAGCCCGGAGCCUCAGGCAACCCGCCAGCCCUGGUCUGUCCUCAGCUGGCAGCUGCUGUCCAGAUGUUUCAGAGCCUGGAGGCGCUUGGCGUGGAGGCGGUGGGCGGUGACCGCGGCGGUGGCUCUGAGUCGCAGGCGCCUGUUGCGCAAGGGCCUCCAGGCAUUGCGCUGGGCCCUGUGGCUCCGGGAGGCACAGCUGGAGGCCGCCUGGGGGCGACACACCAAGGCCCUGCUAUCCCGGAGCUUCCAAGAGUGGAGAUGCCUGGCUCUGCGGCGGGAGCAGGGGUCACCCCACGUCCAGUCUGAGCCCAGACUCCCUUGCCACGGCCCCUCCUUGGGGAGAGUGGCAGUGGUGGACCCAGCCUGCAAGAGCAGGUAGGCUGGGAGCCCGGGGUCGGUCCGGAGGCGGGCGAACCAGCAGAGGCAGACAGAGAAUCGCAUCGCGCACAAAGCUGUCAUCGCACACCGCUGGUGGUCGUGCGGCCUCGGAGGCCGUGGCUCCACUGUCAGCCCAGGGAGGCCGAGGCAGGAGGAACCAGCUGGACCAAGUCCCCUGCAGCUGGGGCAGAGGGCAGAUGAUGAAGAGAGGCAGGUGCGACUGCUGCAGGCCCUGCAGCCACGGGCAGUCUUCCUCCUGCAGUGCCACCAGAAGGACAGGGCCAGGCAGGGCAGGGAGGUCCCGGAGGAGGCACCUCAGACCCCCCAGAGGACUGGGAGGAUGGCCAGCCCCCCACAGGCCUGGCACCCGAAUCCUGCAGGUGCCCCAGAGGCCCCCCAGCCGGCCAGAGCCUGGCUGUGCAGGUGCUUUGGGUCCUGGCGACAGCUGGCGCAAAGAGGAGCCCAGUACCGGAGCCACCUGGCUGACCACAGGGUGGAGACCCUGAGGAUGUGCCUAGGACGGUGGGUGCGGAUGAAGCAACUGCGAGCCUCGGAGGCCACUGUGGUGGCCCGGCUGUCCCUCUGCCUGAAGAAGGCAGGUGACGUGGCCCUCCACAGCUCCACCUCUGGAGCCACCACCGCCCAUGGCCUGGAGACAGUGGCCCGGGAGCCAGGCCAGGGCUCCCUCCGGGAGGCCCGCCGGAGACUCACCCUGUCCUGGGUGCUGCGGCUCUGGAGGACGCGGCUACGUCAGCACCAGCAAGCCGCCUCCUGCUCCCAGGGCCUGCGUGAGCGGACCCUGAGGUGCAUCCUGAGCUGGUGGCGCCAGAGGGCGUGCCGUCCAGACACCCUGUCCGGCAGCAGCAAGACCACCUUGGCCCUGGAGCCACUGGGCAGUGGCCUGAGAGAGGAGGCCUGGCUGGGCCGCAGCAGCCCCCCAGCUUCCCUGGAGCAGGCUCCCAGGACCCCCGUCCUCCUGGAGCCCCUCCGGGUGAGCUUCCUGAGGGCAGCCGAGCGGCGACGGCAGAGGCACAGCCUUCUGCUCUGGGUGGCACGGGCGAGGCAGACGCGGGGCGCGGUGCGGUGGUGCCAGUGCAGCCUGCAGAGGCGCGUCCUCCUGAGCUGGAGCCACUGGACAAUAGCCCAAGGGGCCCGGAGAGAGUCGGCUGCCCGCUGGGCCUGGGACCGGAGCCGCAGGGCUGCACUGGGCCUGUGGCGGCGGCGGCUGGCGCAGCGGCAGGAGGCAGAGCAGCGGGCCCAGGAGCGGGACCGGGGACUGGCGCGGAAGGCCCUGUGCUGCUGGCACUCCUGCUGGCAGAGGAAGCAGUUCCUGCAGGAAAAGCACCAGAGGUGGGUGCAGGACCACCUCCAGGGCCUGCGGAGGGCGGCGUUCCAGGCCUGGCGGCAGGCCGCAGCUCAACGACGGAGACACAAGUCGAGGUGGGUGGGCCCAGGCAGGGGGCCGCUCAUCCCCACCCAGGGAGGGAGCCAGGCCGGGCAGCUCAGGUGGCCCAGGCUGCAGAAGGCAGGUAGUUGCCACCCGGCCCAAGGCUGUGACCGCCAACCUCCUGUUGUGUGUUUGGGGUGGGUGGCAACCCCCUGCGCUCCCCCACUGCCCAGGAGUCCACCUGGCCAGGUCAGUGCUGUGGUUUCGGAGGUGCAAUCAGGUGGCAGAAUGAAGGCCUCAGACAUGAGCCAACAGGGCAGAGGUGGCAUCUGCUUCCCAAGCCCAAGGUUCAAAGAUGGGGUUGGUGUGUGCCGAGCUCCCUGCUGCUUGUCAGUCAAGGCAGUUUUAAGGCACAGGGCUGUGUACCCCAAAUCCCACUUCCAGGCCUGGUAUGAGCUUGGGAGGGACAGGGGUAGCCUGGGUCUCAGAGUCCAGCCAAAGGAUAAGGGCACUGGGGCUUCAUUUGCCACCUGGCAGGGGGCAGAGGUAGCUGCCUGGUCACAGCAGCAGCGUGUGGCCUGGGCCUCCACUGUCACUGGAGAGACUACGUGCAGCAAGCUGGCAGGCAGGCAGCAGAGGGCCCAGGUCCAGCAGGCCUUGGUGGCCCUGGCUGGUGCUGAGGCCCCACAGCAGGUGGAAGAAUGGGGGAGGGGCAGCGGCCUGGGGCCUUCCCGGGAGGCCCCUUCCAAAGGGCACAGGUCAGGGGAGGGCUCCCAUCCUGCUUGCCUUAGACUCCUGGCCCCAGUGGCCUCUGGUAUAGCCUCCCCCUUCUCCUCCAGGGUCCUGAAGUCCUGGGCUCAGUCAGCGGCCCAGGGCCAUGUCCAGCAAGCUGCCAUCACCCAGCUCCAGCAGGCCCGACUCAGGCGCCUCCUGUGGACCCACUGGGCCCAGUGGCAGACGGCACUGCACAGAGUGCGGCUGGCACCAUGGACCCAGGCCCAGGGGACUGACCUUGAGCACUGGCCCAGGCUGGCCAGCAGAGGGCGCCUCAUGCUGAUGGACACUCCUGCCCCUUGGAAGCAGGUGGGUGGGGUGCAGGGGGGUGACAGAGAGACCGUCUGCCCCACCUUCCGGUUCUGGUUGCCUUGGCCUGGACAAGGCAGCUGGGUCUCUAGCUGGCUGCCUUCUGGACUGAGAGUGGGCGGGCUCGGCAGCCCUGACACCAGAGCCCGCCAAGGCCAAGAGGAGGCCCCUUGGAGGAGGCUGGGGUACGAGCAGCUGUGCCCGUGGGGGAGGUGGGGGAAGCCCGCGCCCUGGCUCAGCUGGGCACUCUGGCUGAGUAGGAUCCUGGAAAAGCAGUCCCAGGCCCGCAGCUCUGCCCCACUCCACGGUCAUGAGGAGGUCCUGACGCUCCUGGUCCUGAGGAGGAAGUACCUGUGGCGCUGGCGCCUUGAGGCUCGACUCCGCAGGCUGCAGGCUUCCUGGAAUGCCAGGCGCCUGGCGGCGGCUUGGCAGUGCUGGGAAGGUGCUCGAGGGGUGCAGCAGCUGUCUCAGGCCCUGGCCUUCGAGAAGUGGCGCCAGUGCCUGGCGGCCAGGAGCCAAAGGACAGGAGCCACCAGCAGCCUGAGUCCCUUGUCAGGCCAGGCACCAGGGGCCCAGGGAGCAGGCUGGAAGCUGCCCAGUCCCUGGUGUGGCGGGCCUGGCCCAGAGCAGGUGUCCAGCUGCAGCAGUGACUCACUCCCACAGAAUAGAAAGCAAAGCUGAGCCCGGCCCUCCCAGGGAGGGACGGUCCCACAUGUUCGGGCAUGCUGACGGCUCAAGGAGCUCUGAAGGACAAUAAAGCCCUCCUCGGUCCCAGCUGCUUCUCUUGCUCAGUCUUUCUUAAAGGCUGUUCCCACC